Uranotaenia lowii is the source of this 1182-nucleotide messenger RNA. RefSeq lists its product as uncharacterized. The record is from RefSeq and is a predicted model, not a curated record. The coding region runs from base 1 to 1182 and encodes 393 amino acids. Gene Ontology annotation, biological process: DNA integration. NCBI's taxonomy places the organism in Eukaryota, Metazoa, Arthropoda, Insecta, Diptera, Culicidae. The transcript has a single exon. Gene Ontology annotation, molecular function: nucleic acid binding.
AUGAGGCCAAGGAAAACACAGCAACACAUGGGCCAAUUGCCAUUAGCAAGGGUGAACCCCUCGUCAGCAUUCACUCACACGGGAGUGGAUCUCUGCGGACCUUUCGAGGUAUUACUCAACUACAGGACGAAAUCGAAGACGGCAGCAUACGCCUGCAUUUUCAUAUGCUUCUCAACGAAAGCAGUGCACAUAGAAGUAGUCGAAAACCAAUCGUCAAGUGCAUUCAUCGCCGCACUCAUAAGAUUCACCACUGUCCGAGGAACACCGCAAAAAAUAUACUCUGAUAAUGGGCGCAAUUUCGUGGGCGCAAGCAGAGAACUUGCUGAAUUGCGGAAAGUCUACAACAAUCAAAUAUUUCAAGACAAGCUUGUUGGGUUGAUUGCAGAGCGAGGAAUAGAAUUUUCAUUCAUUCCUCCAAGAAGUCCUAACUUCGGAGGGCUCUGGGAGUCAAACAUAAAAACUGCCAAACGCCUGUUCACGGGAGCAGGACGAGGAGCACACUUCAACAUGUUAGAGCUCCAAACACUCUUCUACCAGAUCGCUGCUAUAAUGAAUAGCAGGCCCUUAACGGCAACACAAACUCAACCAGGCUCGGUAGAACCACUGACGCCGGGCCAUUUUUUGAUUGGAAGGCCAAUGACUGCAUUGCCAAUCCCCAAACAGAAAAUUAAUGGAAGUAACUUGGAAGUGCGCUGGAAACGUGUUCAGACGCAACUCGAUCAAUUUUGGGACAGAUGGAAGAACGAAUACCUCCAUGAGCUGCGCAACUACGCAAAAUGGACAAAAAGGAACCCCAACGUCAAGGUCGGGCAGAUUGUACUCAUAGGAGAUGACAACAUCCCGACUGCAAAGUGGCCUAUGGGCAUUGUAACGCAAACGUUCACUGGAAUAGACGGAGCUGUACGUGUAGCAACGAUACGCACGGUUUCAGGCACCUACACGCGCAAUGUACGAGUUUUGGCACCACUGCCCAUCGAAACAACUGAAUCAGCAAUCAAUGAUACAGCUACAACAGAAGUCAUCAAGGAAGCAAGCAAUGAGCCAACAGAAAUGCCACAACUAAAUGCAACAGAGCAAGUAAGAGCAGCUGAGUUUGAAGAGGAUCCACCCCCAAGGUCUACUGAUUCGAUUUGGGGCGGCAGACUGCGCCCCACAGGGGGGAGAAAAAUGGAAGUUUCAUAA